Messenger RNA from Exophiala aquamarina CBS 119918, 933 nucleotides. RefSeq lists its product as uncharacterized. Gene Ontology annotation, biological process: endocytosis; eisosome assembly; negative regulation of protein kinase activity. Gene Ontology annotation, cellular component: plasma membrane; eisosome filament. The coding region runs from base 1 to 933 and encodes 310 amino acids. The record is from RefSeq and is a predicted model, not a curated record. NCBI's taxonomy places the organism in Eukaryota, Fungi, Ascomycota, Eurotiomycetes, Chaetothyriales, Herpotrichiellaceae. Gene Ontology annotation, molecular function: lipid binding. The transcript is spliced from 2 exons.
AUGAACCGCGCGCUAUCCAUCCGGUCCCGCAAGAAGGAUGACCAUUCCAAAACUGCCUCAAAACAUACCUUCUCCAUAUCUACCCUGAGAGGAAUUCCUCAAGCCGAGCUCUCCAAGAAGCUAUUCAAGAUCAUCAAGACCGAGAACCAUGCCAUCAAUGCCUAUGAGACCGCUGGCCGUGAGCGCUUGUCCAUUGCCUCGCAGCUGUCGGACUGGGGCGAGUCUACCAACGAUGACUCUGUCUCUGAUGUCUCGGAUAAAAUCGGUGUCAUUCUCUCCGAGAUAGGCGAGCAGGAAGAUCUAUUUGUCCAGAAUCUCGAGGACUAUCGGGCUAUCUUGAAGCAAAUCAGAAACAUCGAGGCCAGUGUCCAACCCAGCCGAGACCAGAAGGCUAAGAUUAGUGAUGAGAUCCAGAAACUCAAGUACAAGGAGCCAUCGAGCCCCAAGCUGGUCACUCUAGAGCAGGAACUCGUCCGAGCCGAGGCACAGAACCUGGUUGCUGAAGCACAGUUGACAAACAUUACUCGCCAAAAGGUCAAAGAAGCAUACGAUGUGCAUUUCGCCGCAACCAUUGAGAGAGCCGAAAAACAGAUCAUUCUGGCCAAGCACGGACGACGCAUUCUGAACCUGCUCGACGAUACACCUGUGGUUCCGGGCGAUGUGCGCCAACCUUUCGCCCAGGCGAGCGAUGCAAGGCAGAUCCUUGCCGACGCCGAACAAGAACUACAAAUGUGGCAACCAAACCUGGAGCCCGUCCACUCGAAUGCAGGUGGUCUAGGUUCGAAUCUGAUGCCGACUGAGCGGGAGCGGGAUAGCACACGAGCUACAUCAGAAGCCGACACUGCUGAACCAUCGAUCUCAAGCCCGACGGCCGAAACGGCAUCGGCUGAGCCUCAGGGUCAAGGAGCACGUCUUGAGCAGGCCACCGCUUAG